This is a messenger RNA of Impatiens glandulifera, 1158 nucleotides long. Its product is annotated as F-box protein SKIP19-like. Gene Ontology annotation, molecular function: protein binding. The record is from RefSeq and is a predicted model, not a curated record. The transcript is spliced from 3 exons. The coding region runs from base 1 to 1158 and encodes 385 amino acids. NCBI's taxonomy places the organism in Eukaryota, Viridiplantae, Streptophyta, Magnoliopsida, Ericales, Balsaminaceae.
AUGUGGCCUUACUCUCGUUCUCGUCUCCACUUCGGGAGGAAAAAAACUUCAUCUUCUUCUACUUGCCUAUCGGGAAAAGAGGUAGUCGGGACUCGGAACUAUUUUGACAAACUGCCAAUAGAUGUGUUGGUGGCGAUUCUGCAAAAGGUUGGGACUAUUGACAUACUGUUGAAUGUCCAGCUAGUAUGCCUUCUAUGGUGUAAUAUAUGUAAAGAUCCUGUAAUCUGGAGAUCCAUUGACAUACACAACAUCGGCAAACUCUGCAACCUUCCCGAUUUUCUAGUAACUGCCGAUGACCUUCCUUAUGAUGUUCACAAAAUGACCCAGGUAGCAAUUGACCGGAGCUGUGGUCAAUUGAUUAAUAUCAACCUGGAAUAUAUGGGAAAUGACCACAUCCUCAAGUAUAUUACUGACAGGAAAAAUAAGUUGAAGCGACUUCGCUUUGUAUGGAGUUUCAUUACAGACGAAGGAUUAAGUGAAGCUGCUAAAAAGAUGUCAUCUAUAGAAGAACUUCAUAUUAUUUUUGGGGACAUCAAACAUGUAAGUCUUGAAACUGUUGGUCUCAACUGCCCUGGUUUAAAAUCACUCACAUUUAAAAAACUAUGUUUAUUUACUAAAACCGAGUAUAAGGAGGAGAGUGAUGAUGAAAUUAGUUUAACAAGGUACGAGGAGGACUAUGACUAUGACGAUGGAAAUGAUCCUAAUUUUGUUGCACUUUCUAUCUCAAGAACAAUGCCUCAAUUACAACACCUUAACCUUAUUGGUAAUGGAAUGACAAAUGAAGGCCUACAGGCUAUACUAGACUCUUGUCCUCGUCUAGAAUCACUUGAUCUUAGGAAGUGCUUUAGAGUUGACCUGAGAGCUGAUCUUGUGUUGGGCAAAAGAUGUUCUUCCAUAAAAGAAUUUUACCACCCCGAUGACUCUACUGAUCCUAAGGAUGAUGAUUUUCAAUCUUAUGAUGAAGCUGAUUUUGAUUUCCCCGAUAAUGAAGAUUGGCGAUGGACUGCCUUUUUCGGGGUGUACAAGUGUUAUGGGUCUGGGGCGAAAGCGGUCUGUGGAGUGUCUUUGGCUAGAGAAUUGGACUAUGAAUUGGCUCAUCCAUUUCUGUCCAAGAGCUUUGUCAAUGGAAGGCACUGGAUUGCACCUUUAGAUGCUUAA